AUGGAAAAUCAUCAACAUGUUCAAGGUCUAACACCCGAAGAAUUCUCCGAACUCGAAUCCAUCAUAAAAAAAUACCACAUAUUCGAGCCUUCCUCAAACACAUGUUCUUCCAUUAUAACAUACCGAAUCGAUGCUCCCGCCAGCACGGUGUGGCCCUUCGUUCGAAGCUUCGAUAACCCUCAAAAGUACAAACACUUCAUCAAAGGGUGCAACAUGCAAGGUGAUGGAAACGUUGGAAGCAUAAGAGAAGUAACAGUUGUUUCGGGUCUUCCAGCAUCAACAAGCACCGAAAGGCUCGAGAUUUUGGAUGAUGACAAACACAUACUAAGCUUUAGGGUUGUUGGUGGCGAGCACCGACUCAAAAACUAUCGAUCCGUUACGUCGGUUAACGAGUUUAACAAAGAGGGUAAGGUUUAUACUAUUGUUUUGGAGUCUUAUAUCGUAGAUAUACCCGAAGGGAACACCGAAGAGGAUACAAAGAUGUUUGUUGAUACCGUGGUAAAGCUCAACCUUCAGAAACUUGGGGUCGUGGCUAUGGCUAUUUCAAUGCAUGGACAAUGACAAUUAAGAAUGAAUGCGUUGUUACUUGAAAUCUUCAAAGGGGUUUUCCCGUUGAUGAACGUCUCCUUGAGCCUCUAAGAUUGCAUAGUAGAGGAUUGUACUUGCAAAAUAGGCAAUUUUAUGCUUAUGUUAUG
Molecule: messenger RNA, 695 nt
Organism: Abrus precatorius (Indian licorice)
Lineage: Eukaryota; Viridiplantae; Streptophyta; Magnoliopsida; Fabales; Fabaceae
Product: abscisic acid receptor PYL2
Exons: 1
Coding region: 1-561 (186 amino acids)
Biological process (GO): abscisic acid-activated signaling pathway
Cellular component (GO): cytoplasm; nucleus
Molecular function (GO): protein phosphatase inhibitor activity; signaling receptor activity; abscisic acid binding
Source: RefSeq, a predicted model, not a curated record